This is a messenger RNA of Corticium candelabrum, 2857 nucleotides long. RefSeq lists its product as uncharacterized. The transcript has 8 exons. Gene Ontology annotation, molecular function: ATP binding; protein serine/threonine kinase activity. Gene Ontology annotation, cellular component: cytoplasm; nucleus. Bases 73 to 1566 code for a protein of 497 amino acids. NCBI's taxonomy places the organism in Eukaryota, Metazoa, Porifera, Homoscleromorpha, Homosclerophorida, Plakinidae. Gene Ontology annotation, biological process: mitotic DNA damage checkpoint signaling; protein phosphorylation. The record is from RefSeq and is a predicted model, not a curated record.
UCCAUCCAGUCCGAGAGUUCAAGCGAUAUCUUUCUCACCUAUGAUCGAAAUGUUCGUAAACAAGCAGCCGAAAUGGCAGGUGUAACCACUGUUGCCAUUACCUCAUGCGACAGCGCAGAGUUCCGAUCUGCACCAACGCAAAUGCAAAAAAUUGAACCGACCAAGCCUGGCAUAGAGUUCGGACAUUACCACAGGAUCGGAGAACAAGCAAUGCCAUCUCUGUUGUCUCAAACUGUUGAGAUGAUGGAUGACUGCGAUGGUGGGACGACACACCGUGUACAACAGUUGCGGUCUCUCGUGGCUGGACCGAUUGAGCAGUCACAGCUUCUCUCUAAAGAAGACGCCGGUCGUUCAAGUUUGAACGCCGGCAAGCACUCUAAUGUUAGCGUACAUCGAUUCAGAAAUUAUUAUUUUGAGACGUCACGUGAACGGCAAAUGUCUAUGAAUUCACAUCCGGGAGAGAAUGCUAUGGAAGAAGUGAAUAGUGAGCAUGUCCCUAUGGAAAUCUUACAGGAAGUAAAAUUGCCAUCAGAAUGUAUAACAGCUACGCAUGAGGAGCAAGAAAGAGGUAGACAAGUUCCAUCCAUGGAGGACUUCAGUAGUAAUACUAAUGAUCAGACCCAUAUGGAGGUAGCGAAGGAAGUCGAAUCGUCAUUCAAAUAUACGGCUGCUGGACAUUGGGAGCAAGGAAGCAAGAGUGUGUAUUAUAAAGAUGUGGCAGUGAUUUCAACAACUGCAGGAAUCUCAUGUUGUGAAAUUGGCAUUCCAAGAGUUCAACCAGUUUUUAAGCAGUCAACUAAUGAAGUUACCUUUGUUGAAGCAAUGUUGUCUCAUGCUUCAGAGUGUAAGAAUUCAUUGUGUCUGUUUCCUGAGUGUCAUAAGAUGAAAGCAGAAAUUGCUCAUUGCUUACAACAUGAUUUGUUAAGAAAUUACAAGAAAUGUGAUCGCUGCACUUCUGUCGGAAGUGUUAGUAUUUAUCAUUAUCGUACUUGCUUUGUUCCAUCAUGUUCCUUUUUCUUUUGCAACAUUUUGAAAGCCAGGUUAAACAAACAAAGAACUGAUGAUGACCUUGUCUGCCCUCACAACAUAGUUUACAAGGAUUCUAUAAUCACUUUCAGAAUAGAGUCUUUCAUUGAGAAUGUUCAUUACUCUGUCAUUACUGCAAAAGUAGUAGGCCAUGGACAAAAUGGCAAUGUGUGUGAAGUGGAGUUGUUACAAUCAAUAUAUGAGAACCACGCUCGUCAUAUAAUGCAAGAACAAAAGAUUUGCAUGAAGAAGUGCAAAUAUCGUGCAGAAGAGAUAGAAAUUGUGGCUGCUGUGAGAGGUCAUUCCAAUAUCAUUAAAACUCUGCUUAUUGUACAGUCAAAUGAUCAGAUGCUUGUUUUUAUGCCAAAAGUUAAGUGUUCACUAUUGGAAUGGAAGAAUAGGUUAGAUAAUGAGAAGAAAAAUCCAUCUGUGUUAGAUGUUUUUGAUGUGGCAAAUGACGUAACACAUGGACUUACUUUUAUUCAUUCACAUGGAAUUGUUCAUCGAGAUAUUAAAGGUGAGUUUAUUUCAUUAGAAUAGCAUGGGUGGAUACAUAGUACAGCUGUUUGUGCUGAUUCAGAAUUUUAUUUGUUGUAAUCUUUUAUAAUUCAGGUAUCUGUCUGAAUGUUGCUUUUUAUCUGUUUCUUUUGUGUUUGUGUCUCUGUCUGUUUCCUGUUCUAUUAUGGAAGUGCUGUUGUAAGAGCAUUGCUAGAAGUGCCAGAAUGAUAAGUAGUGAGAGCAUGGAGGGUAUCAGUAUUUUUUAGGUAUGAUAAUCAACUUUGUAGCUUUCGUGUUGAAUGAACCAGAGAGAAUUUGAGCUCGAGGAUGUUGCUUCUGCACCUGAGAGAGUAGUGAUUGUAUAGCAAUGGAAAACAAGAAGGGGCCCAACGGGUCUCCUUGAUGUACUCCUUACAACUGGAGCAUGACAGUUCUAUGGCCAUUAGUAUACACAAGUGAGCUGACAGGACCAUACAUAUUAAGACCAUGUGGAUACAAGUCCAGAAAAUGAUUGCAUACUUGCUGUAACAUGUGUUGUGAACUAAUCGAAUUGAAAGCAUUCUUAAAGGAACAUUUCGGACACAUGCGUUAGUAUAUUGCGCCCCGUAUACACCAUUGAUUGUUGGUUACCGACAAUCAAAUUAAGACAUUUGACACAUUUGCAGAACGACAUAUGCUUAUGUAUGCUUUUAACUGAUUAGAUGAUAAAUUCUAUGACGUUUGUAACUUUUUUCAAUCGGGACUCCAACUUCUAGAAUAUCUACCCUAGAUCGCAGUUUGCAAAGCGUUCUGUUUGGUUCAGUAGUUGAAACACUUGUGCACGACUUACUCAUACUUCUCAGACAGGUAACACUUUUCUAUCUUGACGCUGAAGAUGGUUUUCUCGCCAUCACGUGUAACAUCAUGUGACAUCGACAACAAUCCGUGAUUCCGUAGAAGCGCGGUGGACGCCGAAACAGAUCCAGAUGGCAAAAUAGAUCUGGACGCCGAUACUGCUCGCCUCCUUAUCCUUUUGCUAGUGUUCAUGUGCGACGGACUAUUUAUGAACAGUUGUUUUUACCACACACCGAAGAGGCCUGCCGUAAAAACUAGACUCAACUGUAACUUUCCAUUGCAGUUGUUGUCACUUCCAUCAGCCCAUGCAGCCAUUGCUUCUUUGCCGCAAAUGUACAUUAGCGCACGUCUCUAAAAUGUUGCGUUAACACAAAUCUCCGAAAUGUCUCUUUAACGUCUCAUUUUGAAAUUACCCAAUCUGGGUGUUCUUCAAUCAAAGCUUGAGCCUGAUGAACUAUAAGCUCAACUCCACCAUCAUUUACAUUUCCUAGAAAUUCCU